Molecule: messenger RNA, 2694 nt
Organism: Sinocyclocheilus rhinocerous
Lineage: Eukaryota; Metazoa; Chordata; Actinopteri; Cypriniformes; Cyprinidae
Product: hydroxymethylglutaryl-CoA synthase, cytoplasmic-like
Exons: 10
Coding region: 112-1692 (526 amino acids)
Biological process (GO): acetyl-CoA metabolic process
Molecular function (GO): hydroxymethylglutaryl-CoA synthase activity
Source: RefSeq, a predicted model, not a curated record
GAUCCGUUCACAUUCACAGCUCGACUGCGCACUCGGCAGACAUCUGAGUUUAUGAGAUCUCCUGACGGCGCUGCUCUCCGAUUCUAGCGGUCCAGCGAGAGAAACUAAUAUAUGAUUGUAAGUCCGUUCAGGAUGCCUGGAUCACUCCCUGCUGUUUGUGAGGCCGCAUGGCCUAAAGAUGUGGGAAUCAUGGCUGUGGAGGUGUACGUUCCCUCUCAGUACGUGGAGCAGGCGGAGCUGGAAGAGUUCGAUGGGGUCGGAGCGGGGAAAUACACGGUGGGGCUGGGCCAGGCGCGCAUGGGCUUCUGCUCGGACCGGGAGGACAUCAGCUCUCUGUGCCUGACGGUGGUGCAGCGGCUGAUGGAGCGCAGCUGCCUGUCCUACCAGAGCGUGGGCCGGCUGGAGGUGGGCACGGAAACCAUCAUCGACAAGUCCAAGUCCACCAAGACCGUCCUGAUGCAGCUGUUCGAGGAGUCGGGCAACACUGACGUGGAGGGAGUGGACACCACUAACGCCUGCUACGGAGGAACCGCCGCGCUCUUCAACGCCGUCAACUGGGUGGAGUCCAGCUCCUGGGACGGCCGUUAUGCUCUGGUUGUUGCGGGUGACAUUGCUGUGUAUGCCAUGGGCGGCGCCAGGCCGACAGGGGGAGCCGGAGCCGUGGCCAUGCUAGUCGGACCCAACGCCCCUCUGGCCUUCGAGAGAGGGCUUCGUGGGACACAUAUGCAACAUGCGUAUGAUUUCUAUAAGCCAGAUAUGGUGUCUGAGUAUCCAGUGGUGGACGGCAAGCUUUCCAUCCAGUGUUACCUCAGCGCUUUAGAUCGCUGCUACUCCGUCUACAGGAACAAGAUCCAUGCCCAGUGGCAGAGAGAGGGUCUUGAAAAGCAUUGUAGUCUUGAAGACUUCGGCUUCAUGGUGUUCCACUCUCCUUACUGUAAACUGGUGCAGAAGUCUUUGGCUCGACUAAUGCUCAACGAUUUCCUCUGUCAUCCCAGUCCAGACACAGAGAGCGGGCCCUUCAGCGGACUGGAAGCUUUCAGAGAUGUGAAGAUUGAGGACACUUACUUCGACAGAGAUGUGGAGAAGACCUUUAUGAAGGCCAGUUCAGAAGUGUUUGAGAAUAAGACAAAGGCGUCUCUCCUUAUAUCAAACCAGAAUGGUAACAUGUACACACCAUCAGUGUACGGCUGCUUGGCUUCAGUUCUCGCUCAACAUGCACCGCAGCAGUUGGCAGGACAGAGAAUCGGUGUGUUUUCUUAUGGCUCAGGCUUUGCUGCUACGCUCUACUCCAUCAAAGUCACACAAGAUGCUACACCUGGAUCUGCUCUGGAUAAGUUGGUCUCCAGCCUGUGUGACUUGCAGGCCAGACUGGACUCCAGAAAGAAGGUUUCACCAGAUGUUUUUGCUCAGAACAUGAAGCUCAGAGAAGAAACCCACCAUUUAGCAAACUACAUCCCUCAAGGCUCUGUAGAGGAACUCUUCCCAGGAACAUGGUACCUCACUCAUGUGGACGAGAAGCAUCGCAGGCAGUACGCCAGGCGCUCGGUGAGCGAUGACAGACCGCUGCAGGCCGGACUCCUCGCUUCCAGCAUUGCGGCUGAGCAUAUUCCCAGCCCGCUUAAGAAGAUGCCCCGCAUCCCAGCUACCACAGCUGGCCCUGAGGUGCUCGUCAUUAGUAACGGGGAGCAUUAAGUUUACCUCUAUGAGGUGCUCACAAUGGCAGAUCACAUGAUCUGGAAAUACGACACGCUAAAAAGGGCCCCAGGACUUCUGCAGCCAGAUCACUUCUCAAUGAGUGAUGUGAAACUCAAAGCUUUUUAAUGUUCCAGGACAGACUCCGUUCGACCAUCACUGUGUUGAAGGCAGUAGUUUGGAAACGAAGUGGUGAGCUCCCACAAACUGCCUCUCAGAGUCAUCUAUGCAGAUAUCCUGAAUUGUUUAAUCCUUUUAAGUUCAAAUAUCUACCUGUUGGCAUUUCACAAGCUCCAUGUUGUCUUAAACUAACCCUGUCAUUUAAAGCAGACGUUUUAAGACAGAAAAGAACAUCAAAACGUGAAUGUCUUGAAGAAGAACGCCCCUCGUUGUUUUUAAUUGAUCUAAAUGCUGCAUGGCUCCGUUCUCGUCAGCUGACGGCUGUCACAACUCCUGUUUUUGCUAAACUGUUGUCUUAUAAAACUCCUUUCUAGUCAGUCUUAUCACCAUGGCCAUGUCAGGGAAAUGUGCCUGGAUCACAUAAUAAUGAGCCAUUAACUUAAACUAUAUAGUCGCAGCUAAACGGGCUUCCGUUGGCAUUUAUGUCCUUCGAAAUGAGAAUCAUUUAUUUGAUAUUCAUUCUAGCCAAAGUAGAUGAGGAAAAAGUCAUGAUUAUUGUAUAGAGGACAAAAAUGUGAUGAUAACUUAGUGGCAAUGCUUUAAAAGCUAUGAAAUAAUAUAAUAAUCAAACUGGUAACAUCUUUUGGACAACAGACAGUUUUCGAGAUUAAAGUGAGAAAAAGCAUCUGAUUGUCAUGUCAGCUGUUCAACCAAAUUGUCGUAUUUUACUCACCCUCAUUUUGGUCCAAUACAAGUCCAUACACUCUCAGAAAAAAAGGUACAUAAUCUGUCAAUGGGGCAGUAUCUUUUCAAAAGAUACACCUUGGUACCUAAAGGGUCCAUACUGGUGCCAUAAAGGUACAUAUUAAUACCUAAAAGGUA